Messenger RNA from Dichotomopilus funicola, 1008 nucleotides. Its product is annotated as mitochondrial carrier domain-containing protein. NCBI's taxonomy places the organism in Eukaryota, Fungi, Ascomycota, Sordariomycetes, Sordariales, Chaetomiaceae. Gene Ontology annotation, biological process: transmembrane transport. Gene Ontology annotation, molecular function: transmembrane transporter activity. The record is from RefSeq and is a predicted model, not a curated record. The transcript is spliced from 2 exons. The coding region runs from base 1 to 1008 and encodes 335 amino acids.
AUGUCCGGCACAAUCAAGCAGGCGGCCGAAGCAGCGCGAUCUAGAGGAAACGAGAUGAUGGGGACGGCCAAGAACGUUAAGAACGACGGCGCCGCCGUCGCCAACAACUUUCUGCACACACCCUUCAUGCGAACCGCUUUACCCUUCAUCAAUGGCGGCAUCAGCGGCAUGGUGGCCACGACAGUGAUCCAACCCGUCGACAUGAUCAAGGUGCGCAUCCAACUAGCCGGUGAGGGCAGCGCAGCUGGGCCCAAGCCGACGCCACUCUCCGUAACCCGCGAGAUCCUCGCCAGUGGCAAGGCCCUCGACCUCUACACCGGCCUCUCCGCGGGUCUCCUACGCCAGGCGGUUUACACCACCGCCCGCCUUGGUUUUUUCGACACCUUCAUGGGACGCCUCAGCGCGCGCGCCAAAUCCAACGGAGCCAGCGUUGGCUUCAAGGAGCGCGCAACAGCUGGUCUGUCGGCGGGUGGGCUUGCGGCCAUGAUCGGCAACCCGGCGGACCUAGCGCUGAUCCGCAUGCAGAGCGACGGGCUCAAGCCAGUAGCUGAACGCAAGAAUUACAAGUCCGUCGUGGAUGCGUUGACGUCGAUCGCACGAGCCGAGGGCGUGGGUGCGUUGUGGGCGGGCGCCGCGCCGACGGUGGUGCGCGCAAUGGCGUUGAACUUUGGCCAGCUCGCUUUCUUCAGUGAGGCCAAGGCACAGUUGAAGGAGCGCACCAACCUGACGUCCAACGGUGUCACACUGAGCGCCAGCGCCGUGGCAGGUUUCUUUGCCAGCUUCUUCUCGCUGCCGUUCGACUUUGUCAAGACACGGUUGCAGAAGCAGAGUCGCGGGCCUGAUGGCAAGUUGCCGUACACCGGUAUGGCGGAUUGCUUUGCCAAGGUGGCCAAGCAAGAGGGUGUCCUCAGGUUCUAUCGCGGGUUUGGGACGUAUUAUGUGCGCAUUGCGCCGCAUGCGAUGGUGACGUUGAUCGUGGCCGACUACCUCGGGUUCAUUACUCGAUAA